This is a messenger RNA of Cavia porcellus (domestic guinea pig), 2448 nucleotides long. Its product is annotated as zinc finger protein 709-like. Gene Ontology annotation, biological process: regulation of transcription by RNA polymerase II. The transcript has 2 exons. The record is from RefSeq and is a predicted model, not a curated record. Gene Ontology annotation, molecular function: RNA polymerase II cis-regulatory region sequence-specific DNA binding; DNA-binding transcription factor activity, RNA polymerase II-specific. NCBI's taxonomy places the organism in Eukaryota, Metazoa, Chordata, Mammalia, Rodentia, Caviidae. Bases 1 to 1401 code for a protein of 466 amino acids.
AUGGAAAAGCAAACUGCAGACAAUGUUCAGAUCCAUGAAAAAUAUUGCAGUGGAGAGAAAUCCUAUGUAUGUCAGCAAUGUGGAAAAGGAUUCAACAAAUCUGGACAUUGUAAGCAACAUAACAUAAUUCACACUGGAGAGAAACCCUAUGUAUGUAAGAAAUGUGGGAAGGCUUUUAACACAUGGGGAUAUUUUAGGAAACAUGAAAGAAUUCACACUGGAGAGAAACCCUAUGUAUGUAAGCAGUGUGGCAAAGCUUUUAACACACGGGGAGAUUGUAAGAAACAUGAAAGAAUUCACACUGGAGAGAAACCCUAUGUAUGUAAGCAAUGUGGGAAAGCUUUUAUCACACAUGGACAUUGUAAGAAACAUGAAAGAAUUCACACUGGAGUGAAACCCUAUGUAUGUAAGCAAUGUGGCAAAGCUUUUAACACACGGGGAGAUUGUAAGAGACAUGAAAGAAUUCACACUGGAGAGAAACCCUAUGUAUGUAAGCAAUGUGGCAAAGCUUUUAACACACGGGGAGAUUGUAAGAAACAUGAAAGAAUUCACACUGGAGAGAAACCCUAUGUAUGUAAGCAAUGUGGCAAAGCUUUUAACACACGGGGAGAUUGUAAGAAACAUGAAAGAAUUCACACUGGAGAGAAACCCUAUGUAUGUAAGCAAUGUGGCAAAGCUUUUAACACACGGGGAGAUUGUAAGAAACAUGAAAGAAUUCACACUGGAGAGAAACCCUAUGUAUGUAAGCAAUGUGGGAAAGCUUUUAUCACACAUGGACAUUGUAAGGCACAUGAAAUAAUUCACACUGGAGUGAAACCCUAUGUAUGUAAGCAAUGUGGGAAAACUUUUAACACACGUGCAUAUUGUAAGGUUCAUGAAAGAAUUCACACUGGAGAGAAACCCUAUGUAUGUAAGCAAUGUGGGAAAGAUUUUAACACACAUGGACAGUGUAAGGAACAUGAAAGAAUCCACACUGGUGAGAAACCCUAUGUAUGUAAGCAAUGUGGGAAAGCUUUUAACACACGGGGAAAUUGUAAGAAACAUGAAAGAAUUCACACUAGAGAGAAACCCUAUGUAUGUAAGCAAUAUGGGAAAGCUUUUAUCACACAUGGACAUUGUAAGCAACAUGAAAGAAUUCACACUGGAGAGAAACCCUAUGUAUGUAAGCAAUGUGGGAAAGAUUUUAACACACAUGGACAGUGUAAGGAACAUGAAAGAAUCCACACUGGUGAGAAACCCUAUGUAUGUAAGCAAUGUGGGAAAGCUUUUAACACACGGGGAAAUUGUAAGAAACAUGAAAGAAUUCACACUAGAGAGAAACCCUAUGUAUGUAAGCAAUGUGGGAAAGCUUUUACCCAACAUGGACAUUGUAAGCAACAUGAAAGUUCAUAUUCAAGAUAAAACCAGUGUAUAUAAGCAUCAUGAGAAUUUUUUGACCACAAUUACAUAUUGCAUAAUGCAUGAAAAACUUCACACUGGGCAGAAAACUUAUAUAUCUAAGGAAUGUGGGAAAGGUUUCAGCAGAAAUGCUCAUUGUCCAAUACAUGAAAAAAUUUACACUGUUGAGAAACCCUGUUUAUGUGAAGAAUGUGAGAAAGCUUUAACCACACAUGGAAUUUGUAAAAUACAUCAAUGACUCCACACUGGUCGAGAAACCCUCUGCAUAUAACAAUGUGGCAAAGCUUUUACCACAUACAGUCAUUGCAAAACAGAUGAAACAAUUCAAACUGGGAUUAAUCACUCGCUACAUAAGCAAGUGGAGACACUUUCAGCAUCCAAAUUGUAAGUGAAAUACAUGAAGAAACUCACACAAGAGAUAAAUCCUAUGUGUUAUGGGAAUACGCUCAGCACACAUGAUCAUUGUUACAUAUCUGAAAGAGCUCACUGGAUCCUAUGUGUAUUAACAAUGUGGAACAUAUGGCAAUCCAUGUUUGUUGUUAAAUACAUAGAAAAAGCAGCACUCUUCAGAUAGUUUAGAUCUAAGUUUGUUUUAAAAAUUCCAAGUAGACCUGAAGAAAUAAUCGAUACAGAAGUUUGAUGUCAAUAUUUCUUCACGAAUUUUCCAGAAAUGACAAAUGUGAAGUGGAGCUCUAUUCAAGUACACAUUUUGUAUGGGUUUCAGUUAAUCACUUAUACCUCUUUAGAUUUUUUAAUGUGUCUUUGUGCUUCAACAUGGCAUCUUGUAAUUAAACAUGGUAAACUGAAAUGGGCUUUUCACUUUCAAGUAUGGAUAGUGUCUAUGUACUUAACAUUUUGUUUUUAAAACUUAAUUUUCAUAUUUUUGGUGAAUUUUUAUUUAAAGAAAAAAACCAAAAAGUGUAGAAAUAAUACAAAAUUUCUGAAAAAUAAACAAUAAGAAAUCACUAGUUGAUUAACUACAUAUUGUCAUCUUAGAGGUAAUUGUUCAAGUUACAAAAUUAAAGCAUACAAAGUGAUAUUCAAAUAACG